AUGUAUGACGAAGAACUUGUGGUGCCUAUCAUCGAGAACACGCUGUUUGAGAAGGAUCUGGAAGAAUCGAUGGCGAACGCGUUACGCCAUAAUAUUGGAAUAUACGUUUGCUGUACGGCUUCCAUCUACAAGUGUGAAAUGCAGCAGUUCGCGGAGAGAAUAAUUUGUGCCAGCUGCGAGUAUGGCCCCAAUAUAAAUAUUUCAUACAGUUCCAUGAACGUUAUCGGGGGACCGAGUAAUUUUCCAUUAUCCAAUACUGAUCAAUUGGAUUCUUAUUUGCUGAACUUAUACGGCGACUGGAACAUGCUGGCGCCGUCGUACGCGCCUGAGUUUGGGCUGGACAAUAUUCCAGCCGUCGAUAACCCGCCGAUCGACGCAUUCAUGGUAGUUAGCUUCGAAGAGUUUGUGUACCCAUCGGGAAUUGAAGUGUACGAAACCAUGAACCCUGGUGGCGUCUGUCGCAUCUGGGCGUUCACGGAAUCCCAUGAGUGGGUGCUUCUAUGGGAUAAACGAGUAGACGCAGUUUGCGAUGACGAACGCAAUGCUGGUCUGAGUGAAGCUCGCAUCUUCGUGCCGGUCAUAAGAAUCAUCAACCACCGAACGAGGGUGAUACGUUUGGAGUUUAACACGCGCCAUUUAAACUACAUAUACGCGAUGGAUGCUAUCAUGCUUAAGAGCGAUAUAAAAGAUCCCCGCAAGUUUCCUCGGCAGGCACUUGAGGAACCGCUGCAGCAAGGACCGUCUAUCGCCAUCUUGCCUUACGAAAUGCUUUACAAAAUUGUUACCUAUCUCGACUUAAAGUCGCUACGUAGCUUGGAGCAGGUGUCUGGUUCAUUUCGUAACGUUGUGCGUGACCCACGACUGUACAAGGAGGUUAACUUGCGUCCGUACUGGAUGGACGUGGAUUCAAAGCUACUCAAUUGGCUGAAAGAUCGCUGUUUUAAUAUACGGAAGCUCGAUCUGUCGUGGUGCGGAUUGUUCCAAAUGUUUAAGAAACCGGAGCUGCAGAGCUUCCUGUUGGAUCACGGUCGCUCGUUGACGCAUCUGCGUCUGAAUUCAAUUGGAUUUAGUGAUCCUACGCAUUUUGGGAUAUCCUAUUAUACGAAUCUUACUGAACUGUGCCUGCAGAAUGCACACGUAACAGAUGUACUAAAUUUAGACAUUGAGCUUACCAAAUUGACCAGACUGGACUUAUCGUUCGCAUUCAUCGCUCCCAGCUCGCUGAAUAGCUUACUGUGUCGGAAUCAGGGACUGCAGCAUCUGAACCUUUCCUGCUGCUUGCUCGACUCGUUCCGAUUAACGCAAACCAUUGGUCAAUUCAAUCGACAACUGAUUAGCUUGAACUUGUAUAAAACACGCGUAUGUCGCGAGGAGGAUCUGAUACCGUUGACAAACUGUACCAAACUGCAGGAACUUAACCUGGGUUACGCCAACAACGAGUGUGUACAGGAAAGUGAGCUUAGCCGUCUGAUCGAAGCGUGUCAGGAUUUGCGGAAACUGGUGCUAGCUGGCUUUCGUGUUGUUCAUAACAAUAAUAUCUUCGCGAUUGCGCAGCAUUGCCGCGCACUUGAAUAUCUCGACCUGAUGGGCUGCAUUACGGCAACCGGUGAGUCUAUAAAUGCCAUUUUCAUCGGAUGUUCCUCUUUACGGUUUCUAGACAUCAAUCACUGUUGGAACAUAACGGACGAAUGGAUUACCGACUGGAAAGGACGUUAUCCGAACGUUGCCAUCCAGUACUUUAAUUUCUAA
This is a messenger RNA of Anopheles marshallii, 1749 nucleotides long. Its product is annotated as F-box/LRR-repeat protein 4-like. Gene Ontology annotation, molecular function: protein binding. Gene Ontology annotation, biological process: SCF-dependent proteasomal ubiquitin-dependent protein catabolic process. Gene Ontology annotation, cellular component: SCF ubiquitin ligase complex. Lineage: Eukaryota; Metazoa; Arthropoda; Insecta; Diptera; Culicidae. The record is from RefSeq and is a predicted model, not a curated record. Bases 1 to 1749 code for a protein of 582 amino acids. The transcript is spliced from 5 exons.